AACAUCAUUUGUAGAGAGCUCUGGACAAUGGCACACUCGCCCGUGGGAAAGGUAUUUAGGAUGGAGUUCCUUGAAUUAUACGGGCAGAAUUCUGCCUGUGAAAGAGCCGGAAUAUAGUGAUAGGAAUAAGAGAGAAACAGCAUACGAUAUUCUUGUGGAAAAACUUGAGUGAGGGAUGCCAGCACUAGGCCUAGCGGGAUUCAGUGAAGAAGAAAAUCACCUCUGUGAGAACAGGUUUUAGACAGAGCAUGGAAAGGUUUCGAUGGCAAUGAAAUCUGACUCAUUGAAGUAAACCUUCUCUCUUUAUGGGAAUACGAUCUACUCAAGUUCAUCAAGGAUCAAGAAAUGGCUCGACCCCACGUGACUACUACGUAUUAAUGAGGGCGCCCAAAUCAUCGUGUUUCCAGAAAAUGGCUUAACCAGCCUGAACCUCGAGAUGACCUGGGGCAGUUUUCUGGAUCAAACACAGGUCGUUCCGAACCCAGAGGACAAAGAGGUGCCCUGUGAAUACGGCGACGUCAAUAAUUCGAGCAAAAUCAUGAAAGAACUCAGUUGUGCAGCGAUGGAAAAUGGCAUAUACCUCGUGGUGGACCUUGCAGAGCAGUCGAACUGCUCUGAAAUUGCCUUAGGUGAUGAAGACCUUCCAUUGAGCCAGAACGGCGAUGCAUCCGCGUGACCCCUCUGGCUGCAAAUUCUACAACACCCAGGUGGUUUUCGACGAUGCCGGAGCUGUUGUGGCCAGGUACCAAAAGAAGCACCUCUUCUCGGAGCACUUCUUCACCCCAGGAACAGAUCCCGACACAACUGCUAUCUUCGAGACCUCGUUUGGUGUAACAUUUACCCUAUUGAUUUGUUUUGAUAUACUCUACGAAACUCCAGCUGUUAUCAACAUUUACAAUCAUGGAGUGCGAGAUGUCAUUCUGAGUACAGCUUGGUUUGAUGAACUCCCAUCUCUUACAGCUCCCCAGAUCUGGAAGGGUUUCAGUCAAGGAAACAAUGUAAAUCUUAUUGCGGCCAACAUAUACUACCCUCCAGGUGGGUUUUUGGGUACAGGAAUCUUCAGAACUGUCUAUUCUGAACCUGAUUAUUAUACCUACGAUACUUCCUCAGGCAACAAGCUCAUUGUGGGAAAAGUGAAAACGAAGUCAGUUGUACCAUCUGCAAAAAUCCAUCAAUCAGCUAACUCUGAAGUUUUCACUUAUAAAGAUUUUGACGGUUUGCCUUUGUUGGGCCCAUCACAGGUGGAAGAGAGGCAAACAAAUACAAUGGAGGUCAUAGUGAAUGGAAAAAAUAAACAUAAGCAAGAUGGAAAACAGAACAUGGAACAUAAAUAUUUGCAUGAGGACCUCAGGCGUUACAAUCACGUUAUCUUAGAGAGAACCUCACCAGGUGUCUUUGGUGGCCAGGAGCUUUGCCAUGAGGACGGCCUGUGCUGUAAUCUGAGUUACGAAUACCCUGCUGAACAACCUGAAGAUAUUGUUUACAUGCUCAUCGCCUACAGUGGUUUAGUGGAAAAAGGCGAAGGCCUCUAUCACCUGUACGUGCAGGUCUGCGGGGUAGUACUUUGCCUCAAUGAAACCAUUGACAGUUGUGGCCACUUUGAGGACGCAUAUAUUCCUGACUCAGCGUUCAGAGCAUAUUCACUUUCUGGAACAUACAGUGACCGUUAUAUCUAUCCCUCCGUUUUUACUGACACCUUGCAGCUUUUCAGUGCUGAAAAAUGGAACUAUACACUCAGUGAAUCGCCAGACCAUUUCCAUGCGAUCAUACAUCUUCACGAGGAAGUGAAUGACCUCUCCAUGUUGAGUUUGUAUGCCAGAUGGUUCUCCAGGGAUCCAAACCACUGAAAUUUCAUGAACUGCCUAAUAAGAUGAAAAUUGCUUUUAGUUAGGAUUGUGAGU
Macrobrachium nipponense is the source of this 1901-nucleotide messenger RNA. Its product is annotated as pantetheinase-like. Bases 663 to 1847 code for a protein of 394 amino acids. Lineage: Eukaryota; Metazoa; Arthropoda; Malacostraca; Decapoda; Palaemonidae. The record is from RefSeq and is a predicted model, not a curated record. The transcript is spliced from 6 exons.